Messenger RNA from Dracunculus medinensis (Guinea worm), 1038 nucleotides. The record is from the annotation of a GenBank genome assembly. Lineage: Eukaryota; Metazoa; Nematoda; Chromadorea; Rhabditida; Dracunculidae.
UAUUUUCGAAAAUCAUGCUAUUAUGGGUGCAAAACUUUGGUUUCAAGUCUUCUUCGCGAUGGUGCCAAUCCUAAUGAUCUUCACCAUAAAUAUCAAUAUACACCACUUAUGUUUGCAGCCAUAUCUGGAAAAGAAGAAAUUUGUCGUAUACUUAUGGAUGCUGGUGCCUAUGCAGAUAUUAAAAAUUCCAUUGGCAAAACUGCUGUAGAAAUGGCUGCACUUGUUGGUAAACAUGAAUGUGUAUCGGUUAUUAAUUCUCAUAUUGGGCUUGGAGAAGUUGAACGCAUAGUAUAUCCAAGUGAUGGUAAAAACAAUAAAAAAUAUCCUGUCGAUUUCGUCAAACUAGCACAUGUUACAGUGAGAACGCAUCAUAUCCAUCCAGUCAAACUCGUUUUAUUUAUGCAACGUAAUCCAACAUUGUUGCAAAAUCGCGAAAAAUAUUUGUAUGUGAUUGAUCGUAUUUUCGAGCGACAACUCCGAUAUAACAAUGCAAAUGAGGUAUUGUCAGUGAAGUUAUGGAUCAUAUUAUUCAUUCUCAGGCAAGCAAAUACAUUUGUCAGCAAUAAUAUUGAUAGUGGAAAAACAAUUUCCCGCCUUCUUUUAAUAUAUGCAAAACACGUUUUGGCUAUGAAACCGAAUGAUAUGGUACGACCGAGAAUUGAAACUAUUUUACGAAACGCUAUCAAAUCUUAUCCGUAUUAUAAUCUGUUAUUGGUGCAGAUGCUCGCUAAAGCUCUUUCUCGUGGAUCUCUACCCGGCGCUUAUUUUUUUGUUAUGCAAGCCUUGUUUGGACAUCAGAUGGCUUCUUUUGCCAAAUUUUGUUCUACUUGUGGAGUACCUGACGCACAUAAGUGUUGCUGUAAUUGUAAGACACUAUACUGCAGUAUUAAUUGCCAGAAAUUCGACUGGCAUAUUCAUAAAAAAUGUUGUAGUACGAUCGAAAUUUCACCACCUACUCCUGCCGAUGAAAUAGUCGAUGAACUUGAUGUAAGUUAUUCUAAAAUUGCAAUUUCUCAUUAUAUAUCUUUAAAUAUAUAA